GCUACCCCUUUGCCUCUUCUUUAAGUACUCUGCUCUUCCUCUCCUCAGACCCUCACAUCUCCACUAAGUCUCUCUCUCUCUCUCAGCAGAGUAGGAGUGGGUAUUUGUUGGUGGUUUUAAUAGUCAAUAAAGAGAGAAAAUGGCAGUGGGUAGUGUAAUUUCUAUUGCAAUUCUAGCAAUGUCGGUAAUGUGGAUAGCUGAAGCCAGAAUUCCAGGUGUUUACACUGGUGGUGCUUGGCAAAGUGCUCAUGCAACCUUCUAUGGUGGUGCUGAUGCCUCAGGCACCAUGGGUGGAGCUUGUGGGUAUGGCAACUUGUACAGCCAAGGUUAUGGGGUGAGCACUGCAGCUCUGAGCACAGCUCUGUUCAACAAUGGACUGAGUUGCGGUGCUUGCUUUGAAAUCAAGUGCGCAAAUGACCCACAAUGGUGUCACUCAGGCAGCCCUUCCAUUUUCAUUACUGCUACAAACUUUUGCCCACCAAAUUAUGCUCUACCCAAUGACAAUGGUGGAUGGUGCAACCCUCCUCGCCCCCACUUCGACCUUGCCAUGCCCAUGUUCCUCAAGAUUGCCGAGUACCGUUCCGGCAUCGUCCCUGUUGCCUACCGCCGGGUGCCUUGCCGGAAGAGAGGAGGAAUGAGGUUCACCAUCAACGGUUUCCGUUACUUCAAUUUGGUUUUGAUCUCCAAUGUGGCGGGUGCAGGGGAUAUUGUGAAAGCUAGCGUGAAGGGUUCAAGGACUGGAUGGAUGAGCAUGAGCCGCAACUGGGGUCAAAACUGGCAAUCAAACGCUGUUCUGGUUGGUCAGUCACUCUCAUUCAGGGUCACAGGCAGUGACAGGCGCACUUCUACUUCUUGGAACCUAGUCCCAGCCAACUGGCAGUUUGGUCAAACAUUCACUGGAAAGAAUUUCAGAGUCUGACUUUAUUUAAUCUAAUUUUAACCAAAUCCCAAAAACCCAAAAAGAAAAAAAAAAUUAAAAUAAAUGAAGUGUCCCGCCAUAAUCUAUUUCCAUUUUUACCCUUUUUGGCACAAUUGUUUGAAAAGUUAAAGCAGCUUAUUUAGACAUGAGGGUGAGAAAAAGGGCCGGUUUUGAUGGUUCUGAUUGGCGUGCUGAAGUCCAUGGGGAGGGUGAAGUUUGAGAUGCUGAGGUUUGGGGCUGAAGUGGCUAUACAAAAAUUGUAAGCCCGCAGCUCUUAUAUAAUAUAGUACUAGUCUGUUUUUUGUUUUUUUGUUCUGAUCUUAUAUAAGUGUAUGAUGAUGGGUAUACCUUUGAGAAUUGUAUUGUAUUGUAUUGUACUGUACUAAUUUAUAGUUGAAUUUGCUAUGUAUUUGGUUUGUCUCCUAUAAUAUAACAUUUUCUCCUUUUUCUUUUGCAUUUUA
This is a messenger RNA of Manihot esculenta (cassava), 1380 nucleotides long. Its product is annotated as expansin-A4. The record is from RefSeq and is a predicted model, not a curated record. Gene Ontology annotation, biological process: plant-type cell wall organization. The coding region runs from base 140 to 919 and encodes 259 amino acids. Gene Ontology annotation, cellular component: extracellular region. The transcript is spliced from 3 exons. Lineage: Eukaryota; Viridiplantae; Streptophyta; Magnoliopsida; Malpighiales; Euphorbiaceae.